Molecule: messenger RNA, 1262 nt
Organism: Zonotrichia albicollis (white-throated sparrow)
Lineage: Eukaryota; Metazoa; Chordata; Aves; Passeriformes; Passerellidae
Product: prostatic acid phosphatase-like
Biological process (GO): dephosphorylation
Cellular component (GO): plasma membrane
Molecular function (GO): phosphatase activity
Source: RefSeq, a predicted model, not a curated record
CCUUGUUGUGCAAAAUAGCUGAAAGCUACCCUCAAGAUGAGAGCAAGGCAGCUGGUCUGUGGAAUUUGGAGUCUGUGUUUCCUGUUCUGUCUUUUCUGCAUCUUUCUUCACCAAACAACAGCUAAAAGAAAACUGAAGUUUGUGUCCCUAGUAUUUCGCCAUGGUGAUCAUACUCCACAGGAGUUUUUCCCAACUGAUAAGCAUAAAGAAAUUGCAAGACAACAGGGAUAUGGCCAACUUACCAAGCUUGGCAUACAACAACAGUAUGAGCUUGGCCAGUACAUGCGGAGGAGAUACUCUCAUUUCCUGAGCGUUGUAUACAAGCAGUGUGAGAUUUAUGUUCAAAGCACUGACUGUGAUCACACACUUAUGAGUGCUCAGGCAAGUCUUGCUGGACUCUACCCACCAACACAGGAUCAGAUUUGGAAUCCCAACAUCCUUUGGCAGCCAAUUCCAGUUCACACAAUGCCACUGUCACAGGAUAAUUUGCUAUACCUACCUUUCUCACACUGCCCAAAAUACAAGGAGCUUCUGAGAGAAACCUUUGCAACAAGGGAUUUCCAAAGGCAGUUCAAACACUACAAGCAAUUUCUGAAGUUUUUGGCCACUCAUACAGGAUAUCCAGUAAAGAAGUUGACUAGUGAAAGGAUUUGGAAGCUCUCUGACACUUUAAAUUAUGAGGAUAUCAACAAUUACACUUUACCUGUUUGGGCUACUCAUGGUGUCAGGAUGAAGCUGACAAAGUUGUCAGAAUUGUUAUUGCAGGCGGAAUUUGGGUUCCACAAACAAAUACAAAAAUCCCGUUUGCAGGGAGGUAUUCUUUUAAAAACUAUUCUAAAGCAUAUCUUAGAUGCUAAAAAGCCUUCAUACCAUCAAAAAAUGGUUAUGUAUUCCACGCAUGCAGCCACCAUUGCUGCCUUACAGAUGGCACUCAAUGUCUUCAAUGGGAAAUUGCCUCCUCACAGUGCCUGCCAUUUUUUUGAACUUUACCAGGAAAAAAAUGGGCAAUACACCAUAGAAAUGUACUACAGGAACAAUUCUUUGAGGGAGCCUCACCCCCUCACUCUCCCUGGCUGCAAAUUUCGCUGUCCCCUGGAGAGAUUUACUCAUCUGGUCUCUCCCAUCCUUGUACCCUAUUGGACAAGAGAAUGUAGAAUGUAGGACAUCAAAAGAGGUGUUCCCUCCAUUAUCUUCAGUGUGGUUCACUUCAUGAAAGAACUCUUUCCACACUGUGAUAUGACUGUGGUCCAACAUUUCUCUUU